Eutrema salsugineum is the source of this 1022-nucleotide messenger RNA. RefSeq names its product glutathione S-transferase Z1. The transcript has 10 exons. NCBI's taxonomy places the organism in Eukaryota, Viridiplantae, Streptophyta, Magnoliopsida, Brassicales, Brassicaceae. Gene Ontology annotation, cellular component: cytoplasm. Gene Ontology annotation, biological process: L-phenylalanine catabolic process; glutathione metabolic process. Bases 132 to 803 code for a protein of 223 amino acids. Gene Ontology annotation, molecular function: maleylacetoacetate isomerase activity; glutathione transferase activity. The record is from RefSeq and is a predicted model, not a curated record.
CGCUAAAUGACAAAAAAGACUUGAUUUUACAUUUGGUAUCCAGUGUCGUCUCCGAAUUCGCCACUUCUUCUCUGUACUAAACUAAACUAAUCGCUUGAAUCUGUGUAGAACAAUUCAUUUCCUUCCUGAUCAUGGCGAAUUCCGGCGCAGAGAAGAAGGAGAAGCUUAAGCUCUACUCUUACUGGAGGAGCUCGUGCGCGCAUCGUGUCCGUAUCGCCCUCGCUUUAAAAGGGCUUGAUUAUGAGUAUAUACCAGUGAAUUUGCUCAAGGGAGAUCAAUUCGAUCCAGAUUUCAAGAAGAUCAAUCCUAUGGGUACCGUACCAGCGCUUGUGGAUGGAGAAAUUGUCAUCUCUGAUUCUUUUGCCAUUAUACUGUAUCUGGAUGAGAAGUAUCCUGAGCCGCCUCUGUUACCUCGUGACCUCCAUAAACGUGCUGUAAAUUACCAGGCCGCAAGUAUUGUCUUUUCUGGCAUACAGCCUCAUCAAAAUCUAGCUGUUAUUAGGUAUAUCGAGGAAAAGAUAAAUGCUGAAGCGAAAACUGCUUGGGUUAAAGAUGCUAUCACAAAAGGAUUUACAGCUCUCGAGAAACUGUUGGUGAGCUCUGCUGGAAAGUAUGCAACUGGUGAUGAAGUUUACUUGGCUGAUCUCUUUCUAGCACCACAGAUCCAUGGAGCUGUCAACAGAUUCCAGAUUAACAUGGAACCAUACCCGACUCUUGCAAAGUGUUACGAGUCAUACAACGAGCUUCCUGUGUUUCAAAAUGCAGUCCCAGAGAAGCAGCCUGAUGCUCCUUCCACCAUCUGAUUCUGUGAACCGUAGUAAGCUACUCUCAGCUCAAUUAAAACCUCAGACGACAACAACACAAAGAUGAUAAUAAUAAUUACCUUGUACUCAUAUAUAGAUGUAUCAUACAAACCACUUUACUUCUUAGUUCCUCUAUUUGUAUCAUACAAUAAAGGUCACAGAGUUGUGAAUACUCUAAGAUAUCUUAUGCAUUCAGAGGAAGCCUUUGUCUUUAAGACU